Paramacrobiotus metropolitanus is the source of this 933-nucleotide messenger RNA. RefSeq lists its product as uncharacterized. The coding region runs from base 202 to 750 and encodes 182 amino acids. NCBI's taxonomy places the organism in Eukaryota, Metazoa, Tardigrada, Eutardigrada, Parachela, Macrobiotidae. The transcript has 4 exons. The record is from RefSeq and is a predicted model, not a curated record.
UUGAAAUGCUAACAUAACUUUUUAUUUCCGCCUCCUCUAGACUGAGAGUUAACAUUAACGGCCUGGAAAAUGCAUAUAUAUAUGUAUAAGCGGUGUGCAAAAUUGAAGCUUCCAUCAGUUAUAUAGUGUCCAAUUCUACCUUGACCUUUUCUUGGAAUCUUGUUAUAUUUUACAGUUCUUAACUUCCUUUCGCUUUCUACCAUGAAACUCGUUAUCUUGGCUGUUUUGUUGGCUGUCGCUGCUACGAGCGUAGUCGGUGGACAUAACCGAAGGCAUCCAGAGUGCUGCAGCAAAUGGAAACGCUACAUUGUCCCGAUUUCCCCGUCGGUGGCACCAACCAAACCCACCACCAAGCCGUGGCAGUACGCCGUCCGCGUGGGUCAGAGCCUGUUCAUGACCUCGGUGCGCGCCUUCACUUCCUUCGCCAACCGCACCAUCAUCAGUCCGGGCGGCACCUACAACGAAGCCAUCCAGGUGAUGAGCUUGACGGAGCAGAUCCUCAACGAAGCCGGCUGCACCUGGAACGACGUGCACGAUGUAGUGGCGCUCAUCACCGCCGGCCCCACCGACUACCCCGUCAUCGACACCGCCAUGAACGACUUCUGCGCCACCCACGGCUGCUCCGGGUUCCCUUGGACUGGCCAUCUGCGCACUUCUCCAUCCUUCAGUGGUGGCGCCACCGUUGAAUUCACCGUCCAGGCCAGCAACUGCGACUGGACCGGAGAGGAUAACGAGUGCUCUUGCGAAUAAUAAUUCAAAUCGCUAGUUUCUUGCUGGGUGUGAGCUGCAUAAUCUCCAUCUCUGACACUCACUUUAUGGGUGCAUGCUUGCUAGUCAGUAGUCCUUAUUCGCUUAUAUUGAACUUUCUUGCUUAAAAUGAGUGGUAAGUUAUUGUCACUGUGAAAGCACUACCAAAUGAACCGAUUUCGCGAA